UCCUGCGUAUCUCUACGAGGAGCUUUUUUUUUUAAUUAUUUUUUUUAAAUGGACUCAAAAACGAGUCUGGUCGUAGUGGUGACUGACAGUCUGCUCCUCACGCUCCUCACCGUCUGAACCGAACCAGAGGAUGGAUGGAAACUUUUCACCGGCUGCUAUCUUCUCAGUAGUCCUCCUCACUGUCGCGUUGUCAUCAUCAUCAUCAUCAUCAUCAUCAUCAGCAUCAUCAGUCCUCCUGGAGCCUUACGACCUUUUAUAUGAAAAUGCAGUGCGUGCGUUUUACAACAGCGACUAUACCAACGUGGUGCGCUACAUGGAGGGCGCGCUCGGCAGCUACCAAGAAGUCCGACUCACCAGAGUCCGGUGCCGUGUGAGGUGCCAGGACCAGCAUCCCUUUGAUGGGACCUUCUCGGACCUGCGCUUUGCCGACGUGGUGCUCCAAAGAGCGGCGUGCAUGAACUCAUGCAUCGAGGAGAAAAUUGGCAUUCAGUCUUUGCAUAAAGUCAGCGAGGAUGUAGUUCAGGACUUCCAUCGGAGGAUCCCCUACAACUAUCUGCAACUGGCAUAUCAGAAGUUGAAGCAGCCUGACAAGGCAGCGGCGGCGGCUCACACUUAUUUCCAGGCCAACCCAGAACAUGUGGAGAUGGGUCAGAACCUGGAGCAGUACAAAGACCUGCAGGGCGUUGAGGAGGAGCACUUUGUGGACCGAGAAGCUCGGCCUCACCAGCGUUCCUUUACUGCAGCAGUGAGGUUGUAUGAUAAAGGCGACCACGAAGGAGCCAUCGCUCUGUUCGAGGAGGCUUUGGUGGAGUACUAUAAAGGAGACUCAGAGUGCCGGGCCCUGUGUCAAUGGCCGCAGAGGUUUGAGGGCCACGACUACCUCCGCUACCGUUACAGCCUCCAUGAACUCAUAUCAGAUCACUUCACUCAGGUGCUGCACUGUGAACACGAGUGCGUUCGAGACCUCGCCACCCGGCCGGGCCGCCUCUCACCCAUGGAGAACUACCUGCCUCUGCACUACGACUACCUUCAGUUUGCAUACUUCCACGUGGACAGGCUGGAGGAGGCGCUACAGUGCUCUCUGACCUACCUGUUAUUCCACGAGGGAAAGGAGUCCAUGACGGACAACGUGGAAUACUACAGAGAGAUGCUGGAACACGACGGAAAGCCGAGAGAGGAAGCUGCAUGGUACCUGAGGAGGCACAAACAGGAACUGGAGCUCCUUCUGAUUGGCAGUAAAACCAUGGGUGUGGAAUUUACAGAAGGGAAUUACUGGAGCAGCACAGGUGGAAGAGAAGACUCAAACAGGAUUCCCUCCGGCACAGACGGCUGGAUGGAGUAUGUUCCCAUUUCAGAGAAGAAGGACAUCACUGUCGCUGCUCCACAGCAACUCAAAGAAGGUGGCCCUUUGGUGUAUGAAAACGUGCAGCUGGUGCAGAACUCCGCGGCCUUGAACGGGACCCAGCGGGUGUUACUGGAUCAUGUUAUAUCUGAGGAGGAGUGUUCAGAGCUCCGACGCCUGGCUCAUACUGUCACCAUGGCAGGAGAUGGUUACAGAGGGAGGAUGUCUCCACACACUCCCAAUGAGAAGUUUGAAGGAGCCACUGUACUCAAAACCCUGCAGUACGGCUAUGAGGGCAGAGUGCCGAUGAGGAGCGCUCGCCUGUUCUACGACAUCAGUGAGCGAGCGAGACAGGUUAUCGAGUCUUACUUCCUGCUCAACUCCACCCUGCACUUCUCCUACACACACCUGGUGUGCCGGACAGCCAUCACAGGCCAGCAGGAUCACAGGAAUGACUUAAGCCAUCCCAUCCACGCCGACAACUGUCUGCUGGACCCCGAGGCCAACGAGUGCUGGAAGGAACCACCAGCGUACACAUACAGAGACUACAGUGCACUGUUAUAUCUAAAUGGAGAUUUUGAAGGAGGGGAGUUCAUAUUCACAGAAAUGGAUGCCAAAACAGUUACGGCAUCAGUGAAGCCCUUAUGUGGCAGGAUGGUGGGUUUCUCAUCAGGAGGUGAAAACCCACACGGUGUGAAGGCCGUUACCAGCGGGCAGAGGUGUGCUGUCGCUAUGUGGUUCACCCUGGACCCGCUCUUCAGAGAACUGGAGAGACUGCAGGCGGACGAGGUGAUCCAGGCGUUGGACACACAGUCUGUAUUGGGUCCAGGACUCAACAUCAACCCUAAAGAUGAACUGUAGAAGCUGAAGCAAAACCGCUUCAGUCCACCCCCUUCUAUCAAAUCCUUCUAUAUAUUUUAACUAUUUAUUGAAUCGACCGUUGGAUCAGAACUUUUCUAUUUUUGUACUGUUUGAAGUGCAAGAUUUAUUAUAUUGUCAUUUUUUUGUGUUGUUUUUUUAAUGUUUCUCUACACACAAGUACUUGAGUUUAUCUUUUGUUCUUUGUCUUUCCCUCCAGUGACAGCUUCUAGUAGAGAAAAAAAAUCCAAUUCACUUUUGACCUGGUUAGAAGACUGUUUCAUAUAAGACUGAUCAUAUCUGUAAUCUCACUGAACUGUGAAGAAUGCAAAGAGAAGAACCGCAAUUUACUUUUUUUUUUGCUUUGCUUUGAGUUGUGCUUGUUCUUGUUCUGGACAACGUAUCUAAUGGGUUUUAUUCAUAAAAGUACAUAUAUUAAAAAUAACUAAGUUUCAGUGGUCAGUAGUUCGAAACAAUUCACAAAUGGUACUGUUACAUAUGUUAUUAUUAACAGUGCUAGUAGAAAUUAUUUUAAACAUAAGCGGUGCACUGUUUUUAAAAUAGUACCUGGUUUUGAAAUAGCACUCUUACAAAUAGUUUAAGAAAGAGAUAUGUUCUAAUAUGCUGAAUACAUAAUGAUCAUGCACUCUGUCCUUCUCUGUGUGUCAAGUCUGAAACUGAAAAUGUCUUCUUUCUACUACUUUGUCCACUUGUCCUCUUGUUGUUGGCGUGAUGACUCACUCGCCUCUUUUCUGGGCACACAGAGCAAAAUAUACUGGUAAACAUGUUCACUGACUUGAGAACAUGGUGUUUAUGUUUUACUUUUAUUUAUGUGUUUUUAAUAAUGGACAGCUGCUGUCCUAACUGUCUGCAUUUAAUAUGAACUUUUUUUUCAGAAAAGAUGUCAAUCAUUCCUGUUUCAAGGAAUACGUAUUUGUGUCUAUCUUUUAUUUCUUUAUAUUUGUGUUGAUGAUACAGAUGAUAGGCCGAGUCGUGCACUGUAAAUCCAAUGGAGAGAAUCAAGAUUCAAACUGCUAACCAGAACCUUCAGCCUGUCGUUUUAUGAGGUUGGCCACUUUUGUUUCACUGAUAUUUAAUUCUGAAAUGCUGUAACACACCAAAAUGUAUGUGUACAUGCCUAUUAAAAAUAUAAA
This is a messenger RNA of Anoplopoma fimbria (sablefish), 3354 nucleotides long. It is a transcript of the gene p3h2, whose product is annotated as prolyl 3-hydroxylase 2. The record is from RefSeq and is a predicted model, not a curated record. The coding region runs from base 131 to 2203 and encodes 690 amino acids. Gene Ontology annotation, molecular function: protein binding; procollagen-proline 3-dioxygenase activity; iron ion binding. NCBI's taxonomy places the organism in Eukaryota, Metazoa, Chordata, Actinopteri, Perciformes, Anoplopomatidae. Gene Ontology annotation, biological process: collagen metabolic process. The transcript is spliced from 15 exons. Gene Ontology annotation, cellular component: endoplasmic reticulum.